Molecule: messenger RNA, 865 nt
Organism: Argentina anserina (silverweed cinquefoil)
Lineage: Eukaryota; Viridiplantae; Streptophyta; Magnoliopsida; Rosales; Rosaceae
Product: non-functional NADPH-dependent codeinone reductase 2-like
Exons: 2
Coding region: 1-378 (125 amino acids)
Cellular component (GO): cytosol
Molecular function (GO): aldose reductase (NADPH) activity
Source: RefSeq, a predicted model, not a curated record
AUGGCAGCAACCCUAGUCCCAGAAGUGGUUCUUGAAUCCUCCACUGGCCGCAGGACCAUGCCUGUGCUUGCCUUCGGCACAGCAGCCAACAAUUUACAACCAGAGGUUCUGCUAGAAGCUGUUCUCGAAGCCAUCAAACUCGGUUACCGACACUUCGGCACGGCAUACGAGUACGGCUCUGAGCAGAGCCUGGGAGUAGCUCUAGCCCAAGCACUCAAACUCGGCCUCGUGGCUUCUCGUGACGAGCUCUUCAUCACUUCCAAGCUUUGGCCUAACGAUGCUCACCCUGACCUGGUUAUUCCUGCUCUAAAGAAAACAUUCCAGAAUCUUGAAUUGGAGUAUCUUGAUCUGUAUCUGAUUCACUGGCCCAUAUAUUAGGGAAUGCGGAAGAAUGAACUGAAGAAUAGAAAUCGAAAUAAUUCACAACCACAAGCGAAAAUAAAAUGAAAGAGAACACCGGGAUUUAACGUGGUUCGGCAAAGUAUCUACGUUCACGGGUAGCAACAAUAAAGAACCUCCACUAUACGAAGAAAUGUUACACCGAGAGAAACACUACUACAAGACUCACACUUGAAGGGAUACACUCUCACACACUUUAUUUUGCUACACACAUAAAACUCUAUACUUGGAGUUUUCUCUCUAUCUCUCACUCUUGAUCACACACAAGAUGAUCACUUCCUUAUUGUUCUUCGAUGUUUAUUGCACCACUUCUCAUGCCUUUAUAUAGGCAAACAUCUUUGUGCAAUUCAUGCAUUUGCAUGUAACAUGCAUGGAAGUAAAGUCAAUCUUCUUCCUUGAUUCAUACUCAAUGUUGGCAUGCUCAUCAAUGCAUUAUUCUUUCUUUGUCAAACAAAUCAACCACCUA